This is a messenger RNA of Botrytis sinoallii, 2522 nucleotides long. RefSeq lists its product as uncharacterized. The coding region runs from base 367 to 1974 and encodes 535 amino acids. Lineage: Eukaryota; Fungi; Ascomycota; Leotiomycetes; Helotiales; Sclerotiniaceae. The transcript has 3 exons. Gene Ontology annotation, molecular function: DNA-binding transcription factor activity, RNA polymerase II-specific; zinc ion binding. Gene Ontology annotation, biological process: regulation of DNA-templated transcription. The record is from RefSeq and is a predicted model, not a curated record.
AACUCAUGCCGGAAUCAAUUUUUAUUCAACUCUCUUUAUAAAAAUCUAAAUCCUGCUUUAAAUGAAGGGGUUUAAGUCUGUUGUAAAGUACUUUUUCAGGGGAUAGGUAGUCGCUCAUUUUAAGGUUAUCUGAUAAAACAGCCUUGGUGGAUUUAGUAGAUUGUGCACGGACCAUGCUAAGAUUCAGCAUUCUGGGACUGCCAGACACUUCCUUGUGCGGUCGUGGGGCAGAUAUAAACCAAACAACCCGGCAGACUACCAGUUGCUGCGCCGAAGUUUGAGCAUGAAACUUAAAGAUGAGGGUUAAAGUCGGCCGGCAGGUCGACGACUUACUUCUGUUCAAAUGAAAUCAUUUCAAUCAUCGAGAUGGCGAGAGGUCCGAUUCUACAACGUAAGCGACGAUCUGGUCCAAAGGUUAAAACAGGAUGCGGAACUUGCAAAACCAGGAGAAUCAAGUGCGACGAGGCCAAACCGAGUUGCCAACGGUGUUCAACGACCGGACGAAAGUGCGAUGGGUACAGUAGCGAUAUUAUGAUUUCCAGCCAAAAAUUCACGGACUGUAUAAACCUCAUUCAACAAAUCUCUGUCCACAUACCCGGGAACGCAGAAGAAAAAAGAGGCUUCGAUUUUUUUCUUCGAAAUACAGCAGCGGAGCUAUCUGGAUACUAUGACUCCUCAUUUUGGGGAAACCUUAUACUGGCUGCUUCUACACAAAAGCCUUCUUUACGGCACGCCGUGAUAGCACUAGGAGCCUUGCAUGAAGACUUCUCACGGAAGAGGCUGCACUCCGCUCCAUCAUUCGAGAACCAAAACACCCAAUUGGCACUAAGUCAAUACUCGAAAGCCAUAGGAGCACUGCGGAGGUCUUUAUCACAUGGGAAAGAAGAACCGCUCACGGCGCUCAUGGCCUGCAUACUGUUUGUCUGCUUUGAUAGCCUGCGAGGCUAUUAUGAAUCAGCAAUGGUCCAUCUUCAAAGCGGGCUUGGAAUUCUGCGGGAUAUGAGGAAGUCUUCUACAAGGAAUCAAAUCAUCGAGGAAAAAAUUGCUCCUCUUUUCAGGAGACUGUCGUUACAGUCUAUCAUUUACGUUGAGACGAAAAGUAAGCAUGAUAAGCUAAGCUUUGUUGAAAAGUUGAUAGACGUCUCCGGGAAAGAUGAUGUAAUUUUUGAAAAGUUUAAAAGUAUAGAAGAAGCUCGGAAUGCUUUAGAUCAAGCCACGGAUGGUUUAUUCAGAUCAUUCUAUAUGAUGGAGCGUUUCCUACCUAUCAUUUUACAACCCACAGAAAGCCUCGCUACAUUCGACAAAUACACAUCUCGUUUAUUUCUCUGGAACCUUGCAUUUGAACAAUUUAUGUUAUCCAAAAGCAAGGAUUUCACCAGCAGGGAAGUGCAAGGUGCUGCACUCUUGAAAAUACAUCACACGACUUUGAAUAUCAUGGCUAGCAUGUUUCCUGACAUCAGUGAUAUGACAGUUGUGAUUGAUAUGGUGGACACGGAUAGGUUCUCGAAAUAUCUGGACGACUUUCAAAUCAUCAUCGACUUGUCAAGGUCGCUAAUCGUAGCUGCGGAACAGGAUGCGAUGAACGGAAGGCCGCCACUUACUUUCAGCAGUGAUUUUGGCAUUAUAGGACCGCUUUAUUACGUCUGUAUCCACUGUCCUACCCCCUCCAUUCGAGAGACAGCAAUGGAGCUAAUGUUAAGAUGUCCGCGACGAGAAGGGAUGUGGGAUAAUGCAAUUGUCGCUCAAAUGAUCCAACAAUUCUGGGAACUGGGAGCAAGACACAAAGAAUCGCAAAAGAUGGGUCUUGAAUUAGAUGAAUUUGGAUUGCCAGUGCCUUUCAACGACCGGGGAAUUGUUCACACCGCAUUUUUCGGUCGACCAACAGCAGUGAAUACAACUGACCUCUGCCAAUCUACUCCUGUAGACUUUUCUCCCUCUGAGCCAGUGAAAUUUCCACUAUCUUGGGGAUUGUGACCGAAUUCAACGACGGAUGGGAAUAGGACACGUCAAAAUACAGAAGCGGGCGCCCUAACUUUGCUGGGUGAAGUAAUUGCACAGUAACAUGGUCUGUACGGACACGUCAUCGAUACAAUACGUCCAUCGAAAUGGCACGCGCUAGUAUUUGAUUGAUUCCGUCUCUAUUAGCCUAUCGUGGUGUCGAAAUUGUGCAGAAUAUGAGAAAAGCCUAGUGGCGCGAGAUAACAAUCAAUGUACUACUGAGCACGUAUGCAUAUGUAAAUUAAGGAUUUGAAAGACAUGUUGUCAAACAUUGCAUGCUCGGCCAUGUUUGGAAUGAAGUAAAACAGAAUAUUUUCUCCAAGUGCGCGGGAUCAGGGCAAAGGACAUGGGCGCGACUAGGCGGCGGAGGAAAGCUAGAGCGGCACUCAGCAGCAUCGAAGAAACGAUCAACAGUGUUAUCAGCGACUAUAAUUCUCUUGCUGCAUAUUGAUUUACUGGUAUUAGAAUAGCUUUGGAAUAAUUAUAUACUGAUCAAAUCAAACCUUUGUAGAUUUGCGACGAAU